Molecule: messenger RNA, 5248 nt
Organism: Alligator sinensis (Chinese alligator)
Lineage: Eukaryota; Metazoa; Chordata; Crocodylia; Alligatoridae
Gene: PLEKHB2
Product: pleckstrin homology domain containing B2
Exons: 8
Coding region: 121-795 (224 amino acids)
Biological process (GO): regulation of cell differentiation
Cellular component (GO): membrane
Source: RefSeq, a predicted model, not a curated record
UAAGUUACUUAGUCUCUCAGUCUCUGGGGCCUGAAUCACCAAGUGGCAAGAACAACAAAUCCCUACCUCCCUGGGGCACUGUGAGGAUAAAUACACUAAAUGUUGUCAGAUUAAACAGAGAUGGCAUUUGUGAAGAGUGGAUGGCUCCUGCGACAGAGUACUAUUUUACGGCGUUGGAAGAAGAACUGGUUUGACCUGUGGUCAGAUGGUCAUUUAAUAUUCUAUGAUGAUCACAAUCGGCAUGACAUAGAGGAUAAAAUCCACAUGCGAGUUCACUGCAUCAACAUCAGAGUGGGAAAUGAAUGUGGAUCAGAUUUCCAGCCUCCAGAGGGGAAGCCUAGAGACUGCUUACUGCAGAUUGUUUGCCGUGAUGGGAAAACAGUUAACCUCUGUGCAGAAAGUGGAGAUGACUGCUUGGCAUGGAAAAUUGCUCUCCAGGAUGCCAGAACAAACACAGGCUACGUUGGUUCUGAAGUGAUGUAUGAUGAGACUGCCAUUUCCUCAGCUCCUCCUCCUCCAUACACAGCAUAUGCUACACCAUCACCUGAGGUUUAUGGUUAUGAGCAGUACAAUGGCACAUAUCCUCCUCCUGGUCCUCAAGUCUACUAUGCCUCUAAUGGACAAGCGUAUGCUGUUCCUUAUCAGUAUCCAUACCCAGGACCUUAUGGCCAGCCCCCUGCAAACCAUGUCAUCAUUAGAGAACGCUACCGUGACAAUGAUGGAGACCUCGCUCUGGGCAUGCUUGCUGGAGCAGCAACUGGAAUGGCCCUGGGGUCAUUGUUCUGGGUCUUCUAGAUUUCUUGGGAUCCUCCUCUUUGUAGCUCCAAAAACCUGUAUUUAUUCUUUGUGUGCAAUAAUAUAUUUUGCAAAGUACUCUUGUUUACUGUAAAGGUUUUUAAUGAGAAAUGCAAUAGUUCUGUCUUUAGUAGUAACAUCUUAAUUGUACUUAAUUGACUCUUAAACUGUCCUGAGGCAAGAGUUAAAAGGCAUAAUUUAGUUGACAUAUGGCUAAAGAUGGCACUUGCUGAUUUUAAGAGAACCUGUCUCUGAGGCUUUGUAUGUUCUGUACGCUGAGAAGUGAUCGGCACUACUAUCAGUCCAAUGUGAUAAGUGCUGCCAUUUGUCACCACUCAUAGAACAGACUGUUAAUGUAAAGACUCCAGAAGAAGCAGUUAUUUUUAAGCUGUGAACAAUUCAGUCAGUCCAGCUGCUAAUGCCAACUCCACAGUGCACUAGCAGCAAACUCUACUGAAAUAGAGUAAGUGAGGAGUGUUCACCACUGGCUUCAUUAAACAUUUCUAAGAUAGAUAUGCAGUUCAAUAAAAUCCUCUUGGGAUUAGAUUGAUUUUUCUACUUGUUGGGUAUUUUCCUUUCCAGGAAUGUUACUGUAUUCUCAAAUAGUGAGGACUAUUGCAGUGUAUGCUCAAGGUCUAAACCUACUUUACAGUCCACCCUUUAGCUUCUUCCCCAGGCACCUGGGACUGGGACAUUAGAACUAAGAGAAUUGUAUGAAGGUGAGAUAGGCAGGGGUUGAAAUCAGCCUGCGCUAUUGUAAUGAGAUUCUGGCGUCACGAGUUCUGGGACUAGGAUAAGCAGAAGAUAUUAAUUCCCCAUACUCAGUCCCAAACAUUGAUGGGGAAAGAGCUGUUGUAUGGGAGGUCCCAUAUCUGUGUUCAGUGCUUCUGUCACUAUUCUGUUAGCUGGAAGAAAUGUCAAACCUGCAUGUGUGUAACAGGGUUAGGAGGAGUUUGCUUGGGAGGAGGCAGGAAAAGGAAUAGAAGAAGGAAGAGCAGGCAGAAAGACUGAGACGGAAACAAGAAAGGCAGCCUUGCCUGCAGGCUGCAACAUGACUCUUUUGAUGGUAUAGGCUAGCAUGCUGUAGCUGAGAUGCAGGCCUACUUUGCCUCAUCCAUUUCCGCACUGACCUCUGAGGGUUCCUGCCUGUGUGCGUGAGCAGUCCUGGUGUGUCUGAGUUUUUUUUGUACAUGUACACCUUUCCCUUACCUCCCACAGUGAGUGUUAUGUCACCUUUACCACAGUUCCCUGUCUCUUUCACACCUCCCAUUACAGAAACACUUGGAUGUGCUCUUCCGUCCCUUGACUAGUUAGUCAUGCACAGAUUCUUACUGACUGUGUUGCAAUGGUCUAAGUGCAAACACUGAAAGAGGACAUAAACUCACACCUGACCAGAGUCCUGCUUUAUAAUAUAAACUGAGCUUGACGGGACUGGGUGGAGAAAGGCCAAGGAAGAAAAUGUACGUGCUCUCUUACUGGAUGGAACAUGAGGGUGCCUAAGCUUUGUUCUUUAUAGAAAGAUGAGUUAUUUUUAUACUUCCACUUCGAGCUUCCUGUAAUGAUUCUAUCUGAAUAUUUCAAGGAUUUUCCUCUUUAAGCUUUCAAAUGGAAGUAGAUUAAAAUCUUCAAGGUUGGAAGUCAGAGUAUGUCAGAAAAAAUGAAAAUAGAUAGACUCUGGCAGUCAUAUAUGUGGAUAUGUGAUUUUUUUUUUUUCAGUUAACUUCAGUGGGCCUUAAAUCAGAGCUGGUUUUUGAUCCCCCCCACCCCUGGAUGAAUACAGUGGUUUCUAGUUAAAUCAGUGGGAGUUGCAUGCAUUCAUCCUAGACUGUGUGUUACAAGAUAUCACACAGUACACAAAAACAGUACACAUUUGCUGGCCUUUCCAGAUUGGAAUAAUUCUGUUUGAACGAAUGUAUUUCCCAAAAGGCAAAAUGGCCCAUGCACCAAUCCAAUUUACUGAAGUGCACUUGAAAGAGCCCAAUCCUUGAUGUUUGUGGAGGAUGAGGAUAAACAGCAGUUCCCAAGAUCAGGACCCUUAAUUAACACUUGUUGAUCUUUUCAACCUUAAGGUUUCUAUAAAAGUGAUUGUAUUAUGAAUAGCAAUAACAAACUGUAUUCUGAGUCACACAAUCUGAUUAGCUGUGUGGAAUCCCCGUGUGUAACCUCCUAUGCUGUUCUAUGUAAUUUACAUAAAACAACAACUAAACAUAAGUCCAAUGUUUCGUGUAUCUUGUUAAAUUCCAUGGGUAGUGGAAAUAAAGCACAAAAUAGAUCAAGCUGGUAAUUUAGCAGAAGGUCUACAUUUUUACAAGCACUAUUGACUGCAGCAGGGGAGCUUGUACUGUGUGGAAAGCGCAUAAUUAUAUCUAGAUCCCCAGUUGUGAUAGCAUAAGGAAAAGGAACUUCAUUUUUGCUAAGACUUUUAUACAUAUAUUUAAUUACAUUUUAAAAGUGAUCAGUUUGAUUUCUGAUUUGGAAGAGGACUUUGCAGGAUAAUAUAUCUUAAAGGGGGAGGAGGAAGAUCUUUAAAGAGGAAAGUUUCCACUGGUUCUUUAUACAAUAAACUGCUUUUAACAAGAUCCUGUCAGCUGAUUAUAGUUAAACAUGCAAGGUAAACUAUAUUGGAACAUAUGAUGAAGAGUUUAGUUCUUUGCUGGGAGCCAGGAUAGCACAACCUUCCUGUUCAUGAUAGAAAGCCCAGACAAUAUAGUGGAGAUGUUCUGCUUUAGAUACAGAAGGCUUUGGUGGACAACCACCUGAACUUGAUCACAGGCAAUAUAUAGAAGCCCAGGCAGUAUGUCUCCAUAGUAUUGUCUUGCAUCUAUUUCCUCAUGAUUAAAGCAAUGGCUUAAUUGAGCUACUGUGCAGUGUCUGGGUUAGUAGAAUCGGUUUUCUCUCCAGCCACCCUGAGCAUCUUCGGUGUACUGCUCAGGCCAUAUAAAGUCAUGUCACUCAUGGGCAAACUUGCUUUUUCCCCUUGCAGUUCUCAAAAGGGAAGCAAAAAUUAUGACAUCAGGAAGAGGCAAAAUUCAUGAUGCUGCCUAAGGGUGGCUGGGGGUGGGUUACGUGAGUAUACUUUCACAAACCAGCUUAAAAUUUGGUUCUAAAAAUACACUUUCUUCUGAAUGGUAACAUCCACUGAGACCCUGAUUCCUAUUCUAUUCACCAAAGCAGUCAAGCCCAUGUGUUUCUGACCUGCAGCCUGAUACCUUUUCAAUAUCAAACUGAGAGCCACACGGAUUCUACAAUGACAAUGAUUUUGCAGAGUAAGAUAAUUAUUAAUGUAAGGAAGGGAGAAUUGGUUCUAUAGUGGCUAUUGUAGGUUCAGCUUAAGCUAAAGUAUCUGCGAGGGUCAUGUGCCCACAUUUUUAAGUGUGACUUCUAGGAUGCUUAGUUUGAGGCAUCAGAAAAAGGCCCGAGUUUUAGAGAAAGUGGGCAUUCAGGCCACAUAUACACUGCAGCGAAGAGUUCAGUCAUGCUGCCAGGGAAACACUUUGCUCACCCACUACUGCUGUAUGUUUGUCAGCUGUGGAUGAUGACACCCUAAUGGCAGCCCAGCACUGGAUUUCCAGCAUCCUCAAGGCCAGCAGUUGGCAAUGUCCCAAAGGUGUCCUCAUCACCUCAUUUCUGAGGCUGACGCAUGUAGAGUGGAAACAGGUGGGUCAUAGCUUAUUUCCUCAGUAACAUACUGGAGUAAACAUACUUUAUAAGGUGGCAAACCACCCCCCUCCCCACUUCUAUUUAUUCUCCAAAUUUUAGACCAAAGGCUUUAAUUUAAAUAGAACACUCUGAAAGUCAGGGUGAUGACUUGAUUGUAGAGGCAUAUGUGUCAGUGGGCUGGGGGUUGGCAUACUUAUGGGAAGAGAAAGAGUGAGGUUGUUAAGAUGAUGUUUCCUUUGGUAGUUUUGGAGCAUACUCUAUCUAACCAGUGCUGAGCUGGGUAGCAAAACUAUUUUGAUUUUCCUUUGCAUCUUGGGCCUUUGCUUAUACAGCUGGCUAAAAAAGUUGAACAAGGAAGCAAGACAGAAAAUUCCCCAAUAGAAUUUCUUAAGCCAAGUGUCCUCUUCCCCCUCCUCACUUUGAAUAUAUAGCAUGAUAUGAAUAAUACUGAGGUAGACACAUUGUAUAGAUCAAGGUAGCAUACAUCAUAAAUGUCUUACAUUUCUAGGCAGACAAGGUUCUGUGGGUGAAUCUGAUAUCUUUUAUUAGACCAACCCAAAUAGUUGGAGAAUAGUUAUUAAGCAAGCUUUCGGGUUCAAAAACCCUUCGUCAGGCUAAGGAAGUUUCAGCAGUUGGUGUGUGCCCUUCCUGGAUGGAUACUUUGUGUUCUAUGUUCUAUUCUUAUGCUCUGUAUCCUAACUGCUGCUGUUUCCAUUUGUCCCCAGUCACCCUUCUGCAGUUCUAAAUUUAUAGUGAAAAUAUUCUUAUCAAUAAAAUGCUUAUUAAACUGCAA